Gossypium raimondii (Peruvian cotton) is the source of this 369-nucleotide messenger RNA. RefSeq lists its product as uncharacterized. Lineage: Eukaryota; Viridiplantae; Streptophyta; Magnoliopsida; Malvales; Malvaceae. The transcript is spliced from 2 exons. Gene Ontology annotation, biological process: DNA integration. The coding region runs from base 1 to 369 and encodes 122 amino acids. The record is from RefSeq and is a predicted model, not a curated record. Gene Ontology annotation, molecular function: nucleic acid binding.
AUGCUAAGGACUCUAAGAGCUAUAAUUAGCAAUGAAAGAUCUCACUUUGUAAACAAAUGUCUUAAGUGGUUGCUUGACAAGUAUGAUGUGAAGCACAAAAUAGCCAUUGCCUAUCUUCCACAGUCAAAUGGGCAAUUUGAACGGGUGAACCAUGAGAUCAAAGGAAUCUUUGAGAAAGUGGUUCAACCUAACAUAAAAGAUUGGUCUCGAAGGCCUGAUGAUGCUCUAUGGGCCUAUCGAAUAGCUUUUAAGACACCGUCAAGAAUAACUCCUUAUCGGUUGAUCUUUGGAAAGACAUGUCAUUUUCCGCUUAAGUUAGAAAAUAAAGCUCACUGGGCUUUGAAACAAUUCAAUGUGGAUCUAAAGUAA